This is a messenger RNA of Schistocerca piceifrons (Central American locust), 2181 nucleotides long. Its product is annotated as serine/threonine-protein phosphatase 6 regulatory ankyrin repeat subunit C-like. The transcript is spliced from 6 exons. The record is from RefSeq and is a predicted model, not a curated record. The annotation marks the transcript as partial. Gene Ontology annotation, molecular function: protein binding. Lineage: Eukaryota; Metazoa; Arthropoda; Insecta; Orthoptera; Acrididae.
AUGUCUCUAAUGCAGUACAUAGUAAUCGGGCUUGAAGCUGAAAGAAAUCGUGAUGCUGAGGUGGCGAAGCUCUCUGCGUUUAAGACACUAGACAUAGUCAAAAAGAGACUAAGUGAUGGAUGUACAGCACAGGAGGUUGAGCUAGACCAGUGGAGAGAGAUACUUCCUGAAUCUGUGAUUGACCGUAUAGUGCAGCAGCUGACAACAGCCGGUAAUGGUACCACGCUGCGCGGUACACUUGAUGCGGCGAUGUUGUACGGCGCAGUAGUAACAGGUGAUGCAGAAUGUGUACGACUGCUGAUCCAGGCUGGGGUUGACCUCAAUGUACAGGUUAGUAGUGGUGUGACAGCUACACAUGUGGCAGCAGCUGCUGGGAAUGUCGACUGCUUAGAGUCGCUACUCUCUGCUGGUGCUGACUUCAAUGUGAAAGACAAGUCAGGUCGGAGUCCACUGCACUGCGCAGCAGGAAUGGGCAGGGCACAGUGUGUGAAGGUACUGCUGCGGGCCGGCGCAGACGCGCUUGCGCAGGACUCGGAACGGCGCAGUCCGCUGCAUUGUGCAGCCAGUGCAAGGGCUGCGGAAUGCGUCAGGCUACUGGCCAAUUCAGCCAAAAACCUGGAGGUUACAGACCUGAAAGGCGCCACAGCACUACACUGCGCUGCAGUGAAAGGCGACGUUGAAAGUGUGGAGCACCUGUUACGUGCAGGGGCUCGCAGCAGCCCACUGAGUGACACCGUGGGCACACCUCUGCACGGGGCAGUAUUGAGAGGCAACCUCGACUGCGUGAGGCUGCUGCUGCAGGCGGGGGCCAAUCUGACCGCGGGAACUGCUGGUGGUUUAACUGCGCUGCACUUGGCCGCGUGGGGAGGCAACCCAGACAGUGUGAGGCACCUCCUGAAAGCUGGUGCGAAUAUCCGGGAGAAGGAUGAUUCCGGUUUGACUCCGCUUGCCAUUGCAGCAGCAUUCCGCAGACCUACCUGCGUGAGGGUACUGGUGGAAGAAGGAGCUGACGUAGACGAGAGGGACAGCAAUGGUUGCACACCACUACACUAUGCAGCAUCCAGUGGCGAGACUGAGAUUGUGAAGCUACUGCUGGACGCUGGUGCAGAUGCACUUGCCCAGGACUCGCUAAGUAGGACACCACUGCAUGUAGCAUCACGCAAGGGGAAUGCAGAAUGUGUCAGGCUACUGGUGAAGAAAGGAGCUGAUGUCGACAAGAGGGACAGCAACGGCCUAACACCACUACACUAUGCAGCAUCCAGUGGCGAGACUGAGAUUGUGAAGCUACUGCUGGACGCUGGAGCUGAUGUCGACAAGAGGGACAGCAACGGUGGAACACCACUACACUAUGCAGCAUCCAGUGGCAAGACUGGGAUUGUGGAGCUACUGUUGGACGCUGGUGCAGAUGCACUUGCCCAGGACUCGCUACGUAGGACACCACUGCAUGUAGCAUCAGGCGAGGGGAAUGCAGAAUGUGUCAGGCUACUGGUGAAGAAAGGAGCUGAUGUCGACAAGAGGGACAGCAACGGUGGAACACCACUACACUAUGCAGCAUCCAGUGGCAAGACUGAGAUUGUGAAGCUACUGCUGGACGCUGGUGCAGAUGCACUUGCCCAGGACUCGCUACGUAAGACACCACUGCAUGUAGCAUCAGGCGAGGGGAAUGCAGAAUGUGUCAGGCUACUGGUGAAGAAAGGAGCUGAUGUCGACAAGAGGGACAGCAACGGUGGAACACCACUACACUAUGCAGCAUCCAGUGGCAAGACUGAGAUUGUGGAGCUACUGUUGGACGCUGGUGCAGAUGCACUUGCCCAGGACUCGCUAAGUAGGACACCACUGCAUGUAGCAUCAGGCAAGGGGAAUGCAGAAUGUGUCAGGCUCCUGGUGAAGAAAGGAGCUGAUGUCGACAAGAGGGAUAGCAACGGUGGAACACCACUACUCCAUGCAGCAUUCAGUGGCAAGACUGAGAUUGUGAAGCUACUGCUAGAAGCUGGUGCCGACCCGCUUCCUGGGUCAGACACAGAGCAAGCAAAUGAAGCUGGCCAUAGACCACUCUACUGUCCAGCUACGUCUGCUGUUGAGGUCAAUGUUCCGGCGGCGCAAAGUUCAUUCAGUGCAGAUAGGGGAAAAGAAAGUGAUGUCAUUGACAGAGAAAUGGAAAGAGAAAGAAGCCACGGGGCA